This is a messenger RNA of Micropterus dolomieu (smallmouth bass), 3592 nucleotides long. It is a transcript of the gene cog3, whose product is annotated as component of oligomeric golgi complex 3. The record is from RefSeq and is a predicted model, not a curated record. NCBI's taxonomy places the organism in Eukaryota, Metazoa, Chordata, Actinopteri, Centrarchiformes, Centrarchidae. Gene Ontology annotation, biological process: Golgi organization; intra-Golgi vesicle-mediated transport; intracellular protein transport. Gene Ontology annotation, cellular component: COG complex; cis-Golgi network; membrane. The coding region runs from base 51 to 2531 and encodes 826 amino acids. The transcript has 23 exons.
GAACAGGAAGUACCUGCGCGUUGCUGCUGACGUUGGUGCUAUACAAAGUGAUGAUGGCGUUCACAGAUCAGUCUCUCCUGGACUUAACAGAUAAGGAAACCCGGGAGAAACUGUCAUUAUGGGAUCGCCGCACCGACGCCAUGGCUCCCCUCACGGAGAAACAAACGGACUCUGUCCUGGAGAUACGAGCCGCAGCUGAAACGCUCUCUAUCCCGCCAGAGUUGCCCAUUGAGGACUUGUGCAGCCUUUCGUCGCGGUCCUUGCAGUCCCCCUUCACGGCGACCGUGCCUGCUUCAACAGAGGACGUCCUGCUCAAGGGUUUCCAGAUGCUUGAGAUGGAGAAUGACAGGAUAGAGACUGCACAACAGUUUUUUGCUUGGUUUGCCAAGUUACAGUCAAACAUGGACCAGGAUGAAAACGUAAAAUACAGGAAAACCAGAGAUGAUCUAAACUGCUACCAGGAACAAUGCGAUGCUAUUCUGAAAGAUGUCAGUGCUGCUCUGGAGCACUUGGACUCUCUUCAGAAGCAGUAUCUGUUUGUGUCCAAUAAGACUGGCACCUUGCAUGAGGCGUGUGAACAGCUCCUAAAAGAGCAGUCCGAGCUUGUUGACCUGGCAGAGAGCAUACAGCAGAAACUGUCAUAUUUUAAUGAGUUAGAAAACAUUAACACGAAACUGAACUCACCAACCUUGUCUGUAAAUAGCGAAGGCUUUAUACCAAUGCUUUCGAAAUUGGAUGACUGCAUUGAAUAUGUUUCUUCACAUCCCAAUUUCAAGGACUAUCCAGUUUAUUUGGCUAAGUUUAAACAAUGUCUAUCUAAAGCUAUGCACUUCAUGAAGAUCCACAUUGUAAACACUAUGCAGAAUCUCACAAGCCAGUUAACGAAAAGGGAUCCAAUGGGCUUGACUAAUGCAGACAAUGCCUUUACUCUUUACUAUGUUAAGUUUAGAGCAGUUGCACCUAAAGUUAGAUCACUGAUUGAACAGAUAGAACAGCGAGCAGAGAAGAUUCCUGAAUACCACCAGCUCUUAGAUGAAAUCCAUCAGUGCUACCACAACCAGAGAGAGCAGCUCCUCAGUCCCAGCAUUACAUCCACCAUUACAGACCUGACCAACCAAAACAGCAAAGACCACUGCGCUCUGGUUCGCAGUGGCUGUGCCUUUAUGGUUCACGUGUGCCAGGAUGAACACCAACUGUACAAUGAGUUCUUUUCUAAACCUACACCAAAACUAGACGAGCUGCUAGAGAAGUUAUGUGUGUCCCUUUACGAUGUCCUCCGGCCUCUAAUCAUCCACAUCAUACAUCUGGAAACCCUGUCAGAACUCUGCAGUAUCCUCAAGAAUGAGAUGCUGGAAGACCACGUUUAUAACAAUGCUGCUCAGUUGGGGGCGUUUGAUGCAGUAGUGAAGCAGAUGCUGGAGGAUGUCCAGGAGAGGCUGGUCUACAGGACUCACAUUUACAUUCAGACUGAUAUCACAGGCUACAACCCAGCUCCAGGGGAUCUGGCCUAUCCUGAGAAACUGGAGAUGAUGGAGAGAAUUGCUCAGAGCUUGAAGGAAGAGCAGAUGAAGCAGAUGUCACAAGAGUCCACGUUUUCUGAUGUUCAGCUCGAGGAUCCUGAUGGUAGAAGAAACAGUAAUGCUGGGAGUGUAGAAGCAUCAAGCCUACAGACAUCUAUCUCUCCUGCUGAUCUUCACGGCAUGUGGUACCCUACUGUCAGACGAACGCUGGUUUGUCUGUCCAAGCUCUACAGAUGCAUAGAUAGAGCAGUCUUCCAGGGUUUAUCUCAAGAAGCCUUAUCUGCCUGCAUCCAGUCCCUGCUUAGAGCUUCAGAUAUCAUCCUUAAAAACAAGACACAAAUAGAUGGGCAACUUUUCCUGAUCAAGCACCUGCUGAUAAUGCGUGAACAGAUUGCCCCAUUUCACACCGAUUUUGCCAUCAAGGAAAUCUCACUGGACCUGAGGAAAACGCGAGAUGCUGCCUUCAAAAUCCUGAACCCUAAGGCUGUUCCCAAAUUUUUCCGACUAAACAGCCACAAUGCCAUACUUGAAUUCCUGUUAGAGGGAACACCAGAGAUAAAGGAGCACUACAUUGAUUCUAAGAAGGAAGUGGACCGGCACCUGAAGUUCAGCUGUGAGCAGUUCAUCCAGCAGCAGACUCAGAUCUUUGUGGGGACACUUGAGGAGUUUCUCAACAAGGUUGCAGCUCUUAAAACUAUGGCUAUCCAAGGUGGUCCCACAUACAGUCUGUCUCAGCAACCUUGGGCACAGCCUGCUAAGAUCAACGAUAUAGUGAUGGCUACCUACCGGGUGAUGAAGAGCAAGCUGCCAAGCACUUUACAGAGCAUGUCCUUGUACUUAGCCAAUAGAGACACGGAAUUCAUCCUUUUCAAGCCUGUCCGGAAUAACAUCCAGCAAGUAUUCCAAAGACUGCACGCUUUGCUUCAGGAGGAAUACAGCGGAGAAGAUCUUCAAAUCAUAGCAUGUCCAUCUAUGGAGCAGAUUAACCUGCUACUGUCUGUGAAUAAGUAAUGUUCAAGUUUGGUGUGGCAAUGCUGGUGAACACCCUCUGGAUAGCAAUGGGAUGUUGCAGCUCCAGCCAUGACCAGGAGCUGUGAGGCUGGCUAGGCGAGAUGACCAGAGAACUGCACCUGAGCUGCUAGCUGGACUGGGAGUGCUGAACUAACAGCAAAAAACAAAACAAAAUCCUGCACUAGGCCAAAGAUUCUCUGACAGAGGCUCAAGUAAUUACAAGUAUGUCGAGGUUCAGGAAUUCAUUUUGCAGUCAUAACAAACUGGAAAGUGGAGGGUAUUAUUUUGGGUACUGAGUUGAUCAUUUUGGACUAAAAUUGAAGGUGGUGUUAUGUUUAGGGUUGUUUUCAUGUAGGAGAAAUCCAUUUUGACAAGGGUGGAUUUGUGAUCACAGUCGCAUCUCUCAACACCAAAUUGGUUCGAGUAAAAAUUAUUUUCACACUGCGAGGGUGCGGGGUGAAUUGCAUUUAGCGUAUUCAGACAAGGACACUUGGGGUGUGCAAAUGGAGGCACUAAAGGGUUGUUCAUCAGCCAGGUAGCUAAUGGCCAGUAAGGGGGCUUGCAUUCUGAUGCCUGGAUUCCCUCGAUGAUUUGGAAGAAUAACAAGAGAAAAAUGCUGCAAGAUAUUUUAUUCCUCUAUUUUAAAAUGUAGCAGCUUUUGUAAGAUUCAGUAGAACUCUCUGUUGGCCUGAUGUGCUACAGGACACUGUUCCAACAGGUUUUCCCCUCUGAUCAGAGCAAAACCACACUUUUGUUAUUCUAUUGCAAAUAUGUAAAAAACAAAACAAAAAAACCCCCAGAAUGAAAUCUUAUGUUUUAUACUUUUUUCUUUUUGUACAAGUUGAUUGAAAUUAAUAAUUUUACUCUGGUAAAAUAAUGGGCUGAUGACCUUGGCAGUUUUUCGCUGUAUAUUGAAUGAUUUAUGGGUAUGUUUCCUAGUGGUCCUCAGAGUAACAAAAGCAAGAGGACAAAAUCAGUGUAACAAUUGCUUUAGUGUGUCCCAUGUAAAUGCUGUGUACAGAUAUUUAUGAACAUUCUGAUUAAAAAAAGGUUAAUGACAA